CCGUGGCCUACGGGGAGUUUUCAAAGCAGUGGGCUGGCAGUAAGCCGUCGGCUUUCACAGCGCGUGUUUCGCUGGUGUGUUGUAUAUCGGUUGCUGAACGUAGGUUGUGUUACGAUCGUUCUUCUAGAUUUCGAUAUUCAACGUUUUUCUUCUUCUAGGAUACAGCACGCGAUACGAUUUUCGAUUUUUUACGAUUUCUGAGUGCAGUCUCGUGAUAGGUGUUGUUGAUGUAGCAUCGAAACGUUUGACGUAACGUUGUUGAAUCUUGUAAUACUUUACGAGAAACAUUCGCGAGCUAAAGAGUAUAUACGCGUUGGUUGAAAUUAUUGGUAAUCGCGCGGGGUUGAAAGAUACAGAUUAGCUGUACAAUCGGCGUAGGACUUUGUCGAAAAUAGAGCUGGUGUAAAGAGGAAUGGUUUUCACGGAAAGUGACUGAAUAGUUGAACGAUUUAUCGGCUAAGAAGAAAAAGAGCGCGCGGCGAAAACCAUUUGAAGCCACUCAGUAAACACACAGUCUUCUCGAGUAGACGAAAGUUUAUGUUUGACGACAAAUAUCAAACGAAUCGGUUAAGAUCGCCAGCGCGUGCUUAGUGACGGGAGUCGUUGUAUUUAUCUUUGGACGUUAACGGUGCUGAAGUGAAAGAUAUCGGUUUUCUUUUGGGGAAAAGUCUGCUGUGAACCGUUGGGACUUAAUUUUCACCCUGGAAACUCGGUCAUGGCGGUUCUCGGAUUCGAAAAUCACGGAAUCUGAAACGUUUUCCCGGCUUCCUGGUAAAUUGGUUUUUCGUCGAGAUCUGAAGAUGACGACACCGGUCGAGCGGGGACUGCUUGUCUUGUCGCUCUUCAUUGCGAUCUGUCAGGGCAACGAACUUAAGGACUAUUGUUCUAAGCACAAAUUCGACAAUUUACCACCCGGUGGCCUCAGGUUUACGAAGGAGGUCGUGACAACAGAGUACGCGAACAUCGGAGCGUUCAAAGCGCUUCACUGUUGUCUACGAGGAUACAGGAGUAUCGAAUGGUACAAGGACAACAGGGCUUAUCCUUGGCCAGGUGGAGAGAGCCAUUUCAUCCUGUAUCCAGAGAGCGCGAACCAGACGAUUUACGCGCAGAAGGUGAGAAGCUCCGACGCGGGACGGUAUUCUUGUCAGGCGAGGAACGACACGACCAUCCUCGAAGGAGAUAUCACGCUCGCCGUCCUCGGGGAGAAGUCUGGCGGAUAUACCGGGAAACCAUUGCCAACGUACAGGCCGGCCUCGCAAUUGGUUCCCCUGGGAGGAGCGGCGAGAUUAUUUUGCGAGGCAUAUCUGGGAAAGGUCGAGCUUCCGGACGCGAAAAAUUCGGUAACCUGGUCGAAGAGCGACAGCAACGUCACGUUACCGAGUCACGGUAGAAUCGCCCAGCACAGCGUGUCCAGGGAAAACAAUCAGAUCAUCGGCUCUUACCUGGAAAUCGAGGACAUAACUCUGGAAGAUUACGGGGAGUACAAGUGCGAAGUUAGCAACGGCGUGGACGAGGAGAUCACGUUACCCGCUCACGUUUAUCGGCAAGAGCCACAGUUCGCGUUGGAAGUACAAAACGGAUCCUGGAGAAGGUCGUUUCUGGUAGGCGUGCUGGUGCUGGUUCUGCUGAUCUCGGUCGGCGCGUUUUACGCGCGCUGUUGGCUGCCUUUGGUGCUGCUCUGCCGGGACAAAUUCGCCCCUCUCGAGGAGAACGAUGGAAAGGAAUGCGACGCUCUGGUGUGCUACCACGAGAAAGACUCGAGCCUGGUCAUCGGUAUAGUGAUACCCACGUUGGAAUCGAGGCACCGGUACAAGUGCACGGCGCUGGAGCUCUCCCAGUUGAAUCAGAAUUGGGGUGUGGAGAUCGGGCCGCAUGCCGUUUCCAGUCGAAGAGUCAUCGUGGUGCUGAGCCCAGAGUCGCUAGGAAACGUUUGGAACGAAACGAACGUGGGGGUUGUCCUGAAUCAGCUGUCGUCGCUCACCACUCGAACGAUAGUCAUCAUCACCAAGAAUCUAUUGAACACGACCGCGAUCGCGAAACGAUCGAGUCGAGCUUACAACAACGUACGUGAAUACUCGCUCGAUCGUUUGAAGGUCUUGCAUUGGAACGACACCGGGAACUUAGGUUCCGGCAGCCACACAUUUUGGUACAAGCUGCGGCUCGCAAUGCCACCGAUUCGACCGAUCAGCUCCGAGAGCGGCUGCCAAUCGGUCGCCAUGAUCGUUCAGGCGAACGGAAAAUGCGGACAGCAGAAGGCUCGAUCGCGCGAAAGUCUCGAAGUUCUCGUUUAAAACGGAGGAAAGCGAAACGAUCGAACGAAGGAAACGACGUAAUGGAUCCUUACGUAGUAUAUACUUACAUAUACCUACGUAGUCUCUUCAUCCGUGUUUCUCUUCCUUUCGCUUUUGUACGAAAGCUGCGACAAAGCCAAGUUUCCGCGCGCUUGUCCAAGUAUCCAUGCGUUUCGCGCAGAAUCAGACGUUUGAAAACGCUCGUUCGCGUAGCGUAAUAAACGCGCACCACGUUAACGCCGUUUCCUCGCCGAAUCUCGCAAACAGCCGCAUCUACGGAACUGUAACUUUCAAAAAUGCAGCGGUUUCGAUGCCCGAGCAACCGAUGCACGACCUGUGUGUUGUCAUUCUAACUUGUGCUUUUUACGUUGCGACGUGCGCCUUGGACGCUCCUCGGCGUAUGUCUACAAGGAGAGCUACAGCGCGAUCCGAGUGUCUUUUAAUUUUACUUUGGCUGCAGACCGUAUUAUGUACGACGAGCGAAAUUCAUAAAUUUACUUAAACGUUCGCUGGUCGGAAGCGAAAAUUGAUUUUUUCGCGACAAAUUGCCACGGUCACGAGUAGGUUCAACCAUGUCGAAAGAUACGCGCACCACCCUCCAUCCAGUUUUAUCUUCUGCACGUGGAGCAGACGCGACGACUGAUCGCGAUCGGCGAAAUUCGAGGAAAGAGGAAUUCAGGCGAAGCGCGCAGUCUUCCUUUUCGCGCGAGCACGCGGCGCUUCGAGCGAAAAAAGAAAAAAAAAAAAGAAAGAAAGAAGUAAGAACGAAACGCGUUGGAGAAGUUACGAGAAAGAAUAACAGGACGGAGAAAGAAGCGAGUCCCUUGCUACUCGCGUAUAUAUACGUAAUCGCUUAUCGCGUACACUUCUCGUUUUCUCUGUUUGUAUAUAUCGGACAAAUCGGUGCUCUAUUGUCCUUAUUUAUUAUUUAGUUAAGUCAUCGUACUAUUUAUACAACGUUUAGAUUUUAGCGAUCUCCCUUGUAUCAGUAUCGAAAUCACGAAUUACGUAAAACUCGCGUCUACGUUUUCGGGCACACUUUUCUAAGCGGAUUUUACGCGCGGUUUUUAGCGAACAAAUUUACGCACGAUAAGACUAAUAAUGACAUAGAUAUUUUAUACUGGUUUGUACAUAUACAUAUAUAUGUAAAAGGAGGAAAAAGAUAAGUGCGUGUGUAGGUGCAUGCAUGCGCGUGCACGUGUAUGCGUGUGUACAUGUGUAUUAUAUGUGAGAUUCUUUUUUUUUCGCCGUUUUUUCAGAACUAUCGUUACGUCGAACGACUACAAGACACUUAGAAAGAUGUAUCUGCGAACGUAACGUCAAACGAUAAUCCUGUAAUUCUAAUACUAGAGUAACGAUUAUCUACAAUUAUACAAUAUACACACUCUACUAUACGAUAUACAUAUAGCCUAGCCGUUAUACCCGCGUAAUUGUACUUUAAAUGUUACGCACACGCGCAGAACCGCAACGUGAGCUUAAUUUUAAUAUCAUAGUAAUCUCUUUACUGUCAGUAUUACGAUACACUAGUGUACUUGUCUCGCGAGAAUGUGCCUGGGCGAUUGACUCGCAUCGCGGCCAAUUGUUGCGAGCCGAGUAUAAGCAGAGUAUAGACAUUAGGAGGUAUACUUGUUUAUUUAGCGAUAUAGAGAACAACAAAACGACGACUAUCCUCUAAUCGUUUGUUGUCGCGUUUCUUUCUUUUUCUUUUUUGGUAUAUUUACAUAUGUGUGUGCGUGCGUGCGUGUGUGUGUGUGUGUGUGUCGCAUUACGACGACAAACUGGUAACCGUUCUUACAAUUACCUAUGAAACAGAGCGGCGAAAAAUGUGUGUACUGUUGCUUCUCGUCUCCGUUUGAUGGCGUAUAUAUCGAACAGAAUCGACGAUACAAGGCUCUAUACGUACCAAAUAUCAGACGUCCGUUUCUCUUCGUGCUGACGUAAUUAAGAAGUAAACGGAAAUUGUUGUUCGAAAAUUCGAUAAUAAACAAAGAGUAUUUAUAUUUCCAGAAA
This is a messenger RNA of Bombus terrestris (buff-tailed bumblebee), 4301 nucleotides long. RefSeq names its product single Ig IL-1-related receptor. The transcript has 7 exons. Lineage: Eukaryota; Metazoa; Arthropoda; Insecta; Hymenoptera; Apidae. The coding region runs from base 801 to 2291 and encodes 496 amino acids. The record is from RefSeq and is a predicted model, not a curated record.